AUGUCUGGAACGAUUCCAGCCAGCGAGUCCAAGGGACAGGGGGUUCGCCGGGGAGCACAAGAAAAGGUGAAGGUGGUGAGAGUAUAUUAUAUAGGCCGGAGACCAAACAUAGUGAUCCCUGACCCUGAAAUGCUCAGGAAGAUCAUGGUGAAAGACUUCAGCAGCUUUACCAACAGGAUGGUGUGUCCUGGGAGCAGAUGGCAGGUCAUGGAGAAGGUUGUGGGAUUAUGUCCUGUUCAGUGGCGCCCAAUGCCCCUUUCUCCAACACUCAAUUCAGCACAGAGCAAGCACAGAAUGGUCCCUCUGAUCAACAAAGCCACAGAAACUCUAUUGACCAACCGGAAGACCCAUGCUGACUCAGGGCUGAGCUUUGAUAUACACAGGAGCUUUGGCUGCUUCACUAUGGAUGUGAUCGCCAGCGUGGGCUUUGGCACCCAGGUGGACUCCCAGAAGAACCCUAAGGACCCCUUCGUUUACCAUGCCCAAAAGUUCUUCUCCUUCACCUUUCCCAUCACCAUGUUCUUCAUCGUUUUCCCAUUCCUCAUCGCUCCUCUAGCACAGCUCUUGCCUAACAAGUCGAGGUACGAGAUGAACAGUUUCUUCAUCGGGUGCAUCAAAGUGAUGAUCAAGCAGAGAGACAAGCUGCCUGCCUCUCAGCGUCGUUGUGAAUUUCUCCAGCUGAUGCUAGAAGUAAGAAGUGAACGGGAGUAUGUAUUGCUGGAUCAGUUCGACCUGGUAAGCCAUGCUGAUGACAGCACCCAGGCCGCAGACCGGGGGAAGGCAGCAGAUGAGGCUCCACGGCGAAUGCAGAGGAGGGUGAUGACGGAGGAUGAGAUUGUGGGCCAGGUCUUCAUCUUCCUGCUGGCUGGAUAUGAGACCAGCAGCAGCACGCUGGCCUUUGUCUGCUACUUACUGGCCAUCCACCCCGAGUGCCAGCAGAGAGUACAGGAGGAGGUGGACGGUUUUUUCUCCAUGACAGAGGUGCCAGACUAUCACAAUGUCCAGGAGCUAAAGUACCUGGAAAUGGUCAUAUCGGAGAGUGAAUGGAGCAGGGGUGCUGCACUGGAUAUCCCCGUUGGUUUUCUGCAUCACCACCCCGAGUCCUGGCCCGACCCAGAGGACCUUAUCCCGGAGAGGUUUUCUGCUGAGGCCAGGGCCAUUCGACACCCCUUUGUAUACCUGCCAUUUGGCGCCGGGCCAAGGAACUGCGUGGGGGCACGUCUGGCCAUGCUGGAGAUCCGUCUGGCUGUAGUGCACAUCUUCAGGAAAUUCACCUUACUGGCCUGCAAGUAGACUAAGCUUCUGCAAUUGCGCUCCCAUUCCACAAUUUUACCACCGGUGUUGGGCCCCUCAGGGAUGAAGGAGAUUGUUGUUGACUUCAGGAGAGCGCACACUCAGCAUGCCCCUCUGACCAUCAAUGGUGUGUCUGUGGAGAGAGUGCGCAGUACCAAGUUCCUGGAGGUACACAUCACUGAGAAUCUCUCCUGGACAAACAACACCACUGCAAUGGCCAAGAAAUCACAGCAGCGUCUCUACUUCCUUCGCAAACUAAGAAGAGCAAGAGCACCAGCCCCCAUCAUGUUCACCUUCUACAGAGGCACCAUUGAGAACAUCCUGACGAGCUGCAUAACUGUGUGGUUUGACCAUCUACAGUACCCGUCUCACCAAGAAAGCUCUCUGCAUAGCAGCUGA
Molecule: messenger RNA, 1692 nt
Organism: Paramormyrops kingsleyae
Lineage: Eukaryota; Metazoa; Chordata; Actinopteri; Osteoglossiformes; Mormyridae
Source: RefSeq, a predicted model, not a curated record